CGCACAUGCGUACUGAUACAAUACAUUUGUUGUUUCUCUAGAUCCAGGGACCCCGGUAGCAGACUGGAGGUUUUUGUAACCGUUAUCACAGAAAAGUGGGAGGGAAAGUGUCAUAAGCCACACCCUUUUAUGUGUGCUUUAUGAUAUUUCAGUAUGGACCAGAGUGACACAGACUGGGGAGGAUGGAAUACAAGAGAUUCCAUGGAAGGAGAUUCUGUCUCCAGAAUGGAGGAUUCUAACCUCAGCAUGGGGGACACAAAGGCUGAUUCGGUGUAUGGUGGCAGCAAUAUUGGGAAUGAUGAUGACUACAGUAAUAUGUAUGAUGAGUAUAAUGAUUUUCAUGAGGGAUCAGAUACUGAGGAUGAUGACGAUGAAAAUGAGCGUCCAUACACGUCCACUCCACAAUCCAUGCCCUUUAAAUUCAUAAAUGGAAAAGAUGGAAUGGCAACCUGUGAGAAGUGUGGUGCAGUGGGAAUCAAGCAUGCCUUCUACUCCAAGUCUAAGCGCUUCUGUAGCUUAUCUUGCUCCAGGAGUUUUGCCACUUCUCAACGAGAGGGAAAACAGAGCCCAACAGGAAAGGGCGAUGGAGUCAUCUCUCCUUUGCCUCCAAAGAAACCAGCAGCCAAAAAAAUAGCCAACCAAAGCCAUAAUCAAAGACCCACGGACAAUGUUCCUAGAACUCUGACCAAAAGAGCAGGUGGAUUGAAGGGCUUUGACUGGGGACCUUACCUUUCUUCUGGAGGGGCAGAAGCAGCACCUGUCAGCUACUUUAAGCAUUGUCCAAUGUUUGAUAGCUGGCACAACAUCACCACAGGGAUGAAAUUGGAGGUUGUUAACUUUGAAAGUGAUCUCUCUGGCAAUGCCUUCUGGAUUGCCACCGUCAUUAAAAUAGCAGGGUACAAGGCCUUGAUGCGUUAUGAGGGCUAUGCCAAUGAUCCAUCGCAUGAUUUCUGGAUCAACCUAUGUACAGAAGAAGUACACCCUGUUGGCUGGUGUGCUACAAGUGGGAAACCCCUUGUUCCUCCAAAGUAUAUACAGAACAAGUAUGUGGAUUGGAAAGAAUACUUGGUGAAGAGGCUAACAGGCUCUAGAACGCUUCCUAAUAAUUUCUACAACAAGGUGGUGGAAUCUAUAAAUAGUCAUGGAUUUAAGCACCACAUGCAGGUGGAAGUGGUGGACAAAAUGUGUGUGUCAGCGAUGCGCGUCGCUAAAGUAGAGGAGAUCAUAGGUGGGAGAUUAAGACUACAGUAUGCUGACACAAAGGAGGAGGAUGACUUUUGGUGUCAUUGUAGAUCUUCCCUGGUUCACCCUAUUGGUUGGUCCCAGCAGAUGGGACACAAACUGCAUGCUACAAAUGACUACAGAAAUAAGUGCUUAAAUAAAAUUGCUGUUGAGAAAUAUGAUGCCAAUGAUGCUACUCCAAGCUUGUUUUCCAAAAUGAAAGAUACUCCAAAUGGAAUGAAAUUUCAGGUUGGAACAAAGUUGGAAGCAAUUGACCCAUUGAACCUCUCUGCCAUUUGUGUUGCUACUGUAAUGAAGGUGCUAAAGAAUAACUACCUGAUGAUCGGUAUAGAUGGAUCCAUGGCAGAGAAUGGAUCUGAUUGGUUCUGUUAUCAUGCCACAUCACCAUGUAUAUUUCCUGUGGGAUUCUGUGAAAUUAACGGCUUAGAUCUUACUCCACCCAGAGGUCAUAAAGGUCCUUUCAGAUGGUUUGACUACCUUAAACAGACAAAGUCUGUUGCAGCACCUGUGAAACUGUUUGAUAAGGACAUACCAAAGCAUGGAUUUAAGGCUGGAAUGAAGAUUGAAGCUGUAGAUUUAAUGGAGCCAAGACUUAUCUGUGUGGGAACGGUGUCACGAGUGGUUGGACGCUUGCUGAGGGUCCACUUCGAUGGUUGGGAAAAUGAGUAUGACCAGUGGGUAGACUGUGAAUCACCCGAUAUGUACCCAGUGGGCUGGUGUGAGGUUAUGGACUACAGUUUGGAGGGACCAAGGGUCAAAGUGGAACAAAUACCCCAAGUAAUGUCUACACACAAAAUGUCGAAGGAACAGAAAAAACGCAAAGGCAAAACCCAAAUCUACAAAGGCCCAAGAAAGAGUAAGAAAACCGAGAGGAAGACAAAGUUUGGAUCCCCGUUAUCUGAUCAGAAUCAGAGGUCUCUGCAGGAGAACAAUAGAGACCAGGGAUUUCUCUCCUACGGCAGCCGCACACGCCCCGCCCACCACAGUAUCCCCCACCUAGUCGACCCUGUCGUGUCUUCAGGCACUAAAGGACCCUCAGAGAUGGAAACCUCUGACACAAGUACAAAUGAUGGACCACCACAAUUAAGUCCUCAUUCCAUCACAGAAAACCAGUCAAAACCCUUAUCACAAACUGCAGUUCAUUCAGAUAACCAGUCAAAACCAUUGUCUCAACCAUUUGUAAAACAGGAACCAAUGGAUACAUCAGAUAAUCAAUCCAAUACCAGCAUUUCAAUGUCACCAAAUGGGAAAACAGCCCUGUCUAAUCUCCUAUUGUCCAAAACUACCAAUCAUGUCAAAACGGUCACUCCCUCAACUUCCCAGGGUAAUGAACAAAUGUCAUUACUUGCUGCACGUCAGUCAACCGUGUCGCCUGACCAGUGGUCCGUAUCAGAUGUCUGUUAUUUCCUCAAGUCACAUGACUGUGCUUUCUACUGUGAAAGCUUUGUUAAAAUGGGGAUAGAUGGGCAGAAGUUGUUAUCCCUUACCAAGGAGCAGAUUGCCAGCAUCACAGGAAUGAAAGUAGGUGCUUCCCUGAAGAUCUCAGAACUUGUUCAGCAGCUCAAAUCCAGAUGCAGCAAAGUGUGAAGUUGGAGGAACUCAGCAACUCCUUUGCAUCAAAGUGUGUCCAGUGCAAGGCAGCUUAAUCAUACAGAUUCCACAGAUAUCUGAUUCAUACUGCUUUAAUCUAACCAGCUGACGAAACUAGUGCAAUUCACUGUCAAAUUGCCACUAUUGCUACUCAAUACAAUGAAUACUAGUUGUAAUACAAUGUAUUGUGAUAGUGGACUGCAUAUGUUGAUUAUUGAUGCAUAUUUUCUUUCCUUUACAGACAUUUGAAAAUCGUUGUUUUAAGAAUAUUGACACUGUUUAUGUAAUCAGAGUUUCUCAAAUUGCAUUUUCAUGUUGUGUAUAAUUGUUAUUGUAAAUGAAAAGAUCCUAUAUUUUAGUAUGCCUUUUGGUAAGUGUUAUUUUGAUGUAAAGAUUAAGGUAUAAAAUUGAUCUGAGACAUGGGCAUUGAUUUUAGAACGGGGUACAGAUAAUAUACAUUGUACAUUAAUUCCCUGUAUACUGAGCAUUAUUGUAGCAUGGUGUCAAUAAGCACUGCCAUAAAAUAAAUUUAUCAAUGAAUUGUUUUGGCACUUUGCAAUAAAAACACAAUGUAAUAGUUUGCAAAAACACAGUGUAACAAGGAAUGAUUGGGUAUAAAUAAUAUUUUUUAAUUCAACUGUAAUUUUGCCAAAUAAUGUUACUAAGAGAUAAAUUUAAAUAAGUGAUUAAGAAUGUAUUAAAAGUAAGGCUGCUGUCUGUAAAGUUACAGUAAGUAUUAGAUAAGGUGUUAUCUUGUACAGAACCAGUUACAAUAUCUAUACACAUUUGAAUAUUAAGUUAGAUUUUAUUUACUUGUUUAUUUCAUUUAUUAAAAACUCAAGUGUU
Saccostrea echinata is the source of this 3678-nucleotide messenger RNA. RefSeq names its product MBT domain-containing protein 1-like. Gene Ontology annotation, cellular component: nucleus. Gene Ontology annotation, biological process: regulation of DNA-templated transcription. NCBI's taxonomy places the organism in Eukaryota, Metazoa, Mollusca, Bivalvia, Ostreida, Ostreidae. Bases 154 to 2829 code for a protein of 891 amino acids. The transcript is spliced from 22 exons. Gene Ontology annotation, molecular function: zinc ion binding. The record is from RefSeq and is a predicted model, not a curated record.